CUCAUUACCAAACUCAAUCUGGAGCUAACAAUCAUUACCGAGUUUAAUCAACACCGGUUAUUUCCAUGAUGCUCCAUCCACUUCCAUCUGAUGGCAAUAUUUGAAGAGAAUUUGUUGUUGUUGGGAUGCUCUUUUGUUUUUCCCUCAACUCUUCCGAGCAGACAUGACUGUCGAUAACACUCUUGCAGAUCCUAGUAAUGGAAAUUCAGGCACACCCUCAAUCUUAAUUACCGUCCCUAUCCGACCGCCUGUCCGCUCUGCGGCCCUAUCCAAUGUAUCUACGGGCGCAUCCUCUUCGUUAACCAAUCUCGCUGAUGGGCCUGUCGAGAAAGUGAUCUUUCGUCACGGCAAGGCCGAAGAUGCAGCGUUAAUGACCGAGAUGCAGUUCUCAAACUACAUCCUCCAUUAUCGAGGUAUACUCCCGAAAGGCUUCUUUGAUAGUUUGGAUCCUGUUUCAAUGACAGGCUAUCAUACAAAGAGAAUGGCUCACCCAGUUGAGAAGCGAGAGAUGGUUUAUGUCGUUGCUGAAAGGAUAAAUCCAAGAACUAAUGAGCAUGAAGUCAUUGGUAUGUCCCAAGCCAUGGCACCAUACUGGAAACGCGCCUACAACCAUCGAUUUUAUGAAGGCUGGUCUCAGAAUGACUUUGAUUGUGAAAUUGAUACACUCUAUGUCAAGAUUGGCGUCCAAGGAGGAGGUGUUGGUCGCAAGUUGGUAUUGGGGGCCUUAAAGGAAGCAUAUGAGCGCCUCAACAUGAGGAAAGGAGUUAUCAUCUGGACUCUUAUGGCUAACACUCAAGGCAGGGCCUUUUACAUUCGUAUUGGGUGUGAAGAGGUAGCAAUAAGAACACUCGAUUUGGUUGGUGUCCCUUGUGAGUGUGUUGGAUAUGCAUUCAGGAAAGUAGGCGAGGCUAUUGGCGUCGAAUGAAAUCCAAAAGCGUACAUGGUAGCAUAAUAAAGCAG
This is a messenger RNA of Lobosporangium transversale, 960 nucleotides long. RefSeq lists its product as hypothetical. Gene Ontology annotation, molecular function: acyltransferase activity, transferring groups other than amino-acyl groups. The record is from RefSeq and is a predicted model, not a curated record. The coding region runs from base 164 to 925 and encodes 253 amino acids. The transcript is spliced from 2 exons. Lineage: Eukaryota; Fungi; Mortierellomycota; Mortierellomycetes; Mortierellales; Mortierellaceae.